AUGGACAUUCGCGUACUCCGCCCAGAAGACAUUCCACAUGUGCAACUCGCCAACAUUACGAAUCUGCCGGAAAACUACUUUUGCAAGUACUACCUGUACCAUGCGUUGAGCUGGCCGCAAUUGAGCUACGUAGCGGUAGAUGUAUCCCGCCGCCCCAAAACCCCCUACGACCCGCCCAAAAUUGUGGGCUAUGUGCUCGCGAAAAUGGAAGAAGAACCCACCGACGGCGUCCAACACGGCCACAUCACCUCGCUAUCCGUCAUGCGCACGCACCGCCGCCUCGGACUGGCCGAGAAACUAAUGCGCCAGUCCCAACGCGCCAUGGCCGAGACGUUCAACGCGCACUACGUUUCUCUGCACGUCCGCGUGUCGAAUACGGCGGCCCUGCACUUGUACCGCGAGACGCUGGGGUUCAAGGUGGACAAAGUGGAAGCAAAGUAUUAUGCCGACGGCGAGGAUGCGUACAGUAUGCGGAUUGAGCUUGCCGAGGUCAAGAGGGGGGUGAAGGAGGAGGAGGACCAGAUUUGGGGGAGUGAGGGCGUCGAUGAGGGCGACGCCGUGGGCAGUGAAGCGCGGGAAGAGGUCAAGUUGGUCAAGAUGGGGAGGGGAAGGGGGGUUGUGGAUUUGGUCGAGAAGAAUGAGGCUGCUGCUACUACUGCUACUGCGUAG
Bipolaris oryzae ATCC 44560 is the source of this 669-nucleotide messenger RNA. RefSeq lists its product as uncharacterized. Gene Ontology annotation, cellular component: NatA complex. Gene Ontology annotation, biological process: N-terminal peptidyl-glutamic acid acetylation. Gene Ontology annotation, molecular function: protein N-terminal-serine acetyltransferase activity; protein-N-terminal-glutamate acetyltransferase activity. NCBI's taxonomy places the organism in Eukaryota, Fungi, Ascomycota, Dothideomycetes, Pleosporales, Pleosporaceae. The transcript has 2 exons. The coding region runs from base 1 to 669 and encodes 222 amino acids. The record is from RefSeq and is a predicted model, not a curated record.